Messenger RNA from Mus caroli (Ryukyu mouse), 7032 nucleotides. It is a transcript of the gene Rbm33, whose product is annotated as RNA binding motif protein 33. The record is from RefSeq and is a predicted model, not a curated record. Gene Ontology annotation, molecular function: RNA binding. Lineage: Eukaryota; Metazoa; Chordata; Mammalia; Rodentia; Muridae.
GCUGAAUUUCACAGCAGACAUUCUUUCAGCUCCCUAAGACUUUCCGGGAAUGUGGAUGCCCGCGUCUGGAAUUCUCACUGAGCGGCGACCAGCCUCCAUGCCCGGCCUCUCCAAGGGGCCCACCUGCGGGGCUCCUCCGCCUUCCCAGCUCGCUUUUGCCCGAAACCUCGUCCUCUAAGACGCAGGCUUGGGGGCUUGCUUUAGGAUGCUCUGGCGUCCGUCUUUGAGGUCGUGGUACCUAGUCCCACCGCCACACACCUCCUCUCCUUUCCUAAGACCCUAAGCGCUAAGGUUUCCGCCAGCUAGCGCGAACGCGAGUGCGCGUGCGUCGAUGCAGCGUUCGCGCGCCUCAAGCUUGGGGGCGCGGAAGCCAGACUCGGCCGUUAGCGUCGCCGGCCGCGCUUCGGCUCCACUUGCCACGGCGGCUCAGCCGUCGUAAAGCGCAGCCGCGCCUACUGCUGCAAGGCGAUUUAUGACGGCCUCCGGUUCGACUUUACGGCGUGUGGCCGUCCACACUCCUCCCGCCUGAAGCCUCGGCCUUCCAGCCCGGCCGAAGCUGUGUCUGUGCGCAGCUCUUUCUAGCGCGCGCCGCCGGGCACUCGCUGGCGGUCAGGCACCCGGGACCUUAGGCGUCCGCCCGCCGCCGUCUGGCUCUUCCGCACGCCUUGCUCCCGGCGUGCACCGCGGCGCAGCCAUGUUGCCGUAGUGUUGUUUUCUUCCUGCGGAGGCGAGGGUGCGACGCGCGGGCCUCGCCUCUGCUCGCUCGCGGGCGCCGGCCCUCGCCGCUCCCCCGCCUCCCCGGCCCGCACCAGAGCCGUCGGCCUGCCAGGAGCUCGGGGGACGGCUGAAGGCCGGGCCCGGGGACCACUAUGGCGGCCGCCCUGGGCGCGGGCGGAGGAGCAGGCGCUGGAGAUGAUGACUUUGACCAGUUUGACAAGCCUGGUGCAGAACGGUCCUGGAGAAGAAGAGCUGCUGACGAGGACUGGGACAGUGAACUGGAAGAUGACUUGCUUGGAGAAGAUUUACUGUCUGGCAAAAAGAAUCAGUCGGAUUUGUCAGAUGAAGAGCUGAAUGAUGAUCUGUUACAGAGUGAUAAUGAAGAUGAAGAAGACUUCAGUUCUCAGGGUGUCACCAUCAGUCUGAACACCACCUCUGGCAUAGUAACAUCAUUUGAGCUGUCUGACAACACCAAUGACCAAUCCGGAGAACAGGAAUCUGAGUAUGAACAAGGAGAUGAUGAGCUAGCCUACCACAAACCUGAGGAACAAGAACUGUAUACUCAAGAGUACCCAGAGGAAGGACAGUAUGAAGGCCAUGAUGCAGAGUUGACAGAAGACCAAAUAGAAUAUGGGGAUGAGCCAGAGGAGGAGCAGCUGUACAGUGAUGAAGUGCUGGACAUCGAAAUCAAUGAACCUUUAGAUGAAUUUACAGAUGAAGAAUAUUUGCAGGCUUAUGGUGGGCAACAAGGGCUGCAAGUGCGGGAAGACUGUGAGGCUGAAGAUGACUUAGAUGAGAUUACUGAUUCCCAGGUUGCUUCUGAGACCCACGAGGGAGGAAUGGAAACCCUGGAACUCCAGAAAGACAUAAAAGAAGAAUCAGAUGAAGAAGAUGAUGAUGAUGAGGAAUCUGGACGGUUACGUUUUAAAACUGAAAGGAAAGAAGGAACAAUUAUUAGGCUUUCAGAUGUAACUAGAGAGAGAAGGAACAUUCCAGAAACUUUGGAGCUUUCUGCAGAAGCCAAAGCUGCAUUGCUUGAAUUUGAAGAAAGAGAGCGACAACAUAAGCAGGGACGCUAUGGUUCCCGGCGGGGAGGAAGGCGAGGAGGUUCUCUGAUGUGCCGUGGAAUGGGAGACCAGAGGCGAGACAACAGUGAAAGGGGAAGGAUGAAGGAGCACAGGCCUGCCCUGCUUCCUACACAGCCGUCUGUUGUGGCUCACUCUCCAAGAUUAAUCCCUCCUCCACAGCCGCAGCCUCCUCCUCCACCACCACCACCACCACCUCAGCAGCAGCCAAUCAGAAGUCUGUUCCAGCAACAGCAGCUGCAGCCUCUACUCCCCUUACAGCAUCCGCAUCACCCCUCCCCACCACAGGGAGUACACAUGCCCCCCCAGAUUGAGACUCCAAGGAUGAUGUUGACCCCUCCCCCAGUGACUCCUCAGCAGCCCAAGAACAUCCACAUCAACCCACACUUCAAGGGGACAGUGGUAACCCCUGUUCAAGUGCCCUUGCUGCCAGUUCCAAGCCAGCCGAGGCCUGCCGUGGGACCCCAAAGAUUUCCAGGCCCUCCAGAAUUUCCACAGCACACACCUGGACCUGUUCCCAACAGUUUUAACCAGCCACCUAGACUUCCUCUCCAGGACCAGUGGAGAGCCCCACCCCCACCUCAGGAACGAGACCCUUUCUUCUUAGGAGUUUCAGGUGAACCAAGGUUCCCCAGUCAUCUUUUUUUGGAACAGCGAAGUCCUCCUCCACCGCCGCCUCCUCCCACGCUCCUGAACAGCAGCCAUCCUGUUCCUACUCAGAGUCCCUUACCGUUCACUCAGCCUGGACCAGCUUUUAAUCAGCAAGGACAGCAGCCAGUGUUCCCUCGAGAGAGGCCUGUAAGACCAGCCCUGCAGCCCCCAGGCCCAGUGGGGAUCCUGCACUUUAGCCAGCCAGGGUCAGCAACUGCCAGGCCUUUCAUUCCUCCUAGACAGCCAUUUCUACCCAGCCCGGGACAGCCAUUCCUGCCUACACAUGCACAGCCUAACCUUCAGGGACCCUUGCAUCCUCCAUUGCCACCACCUCAUCAACCACAGCCCCAGCCGCAACAGCCCCAACAGCAGCCCCAGCAUCACCAGCACCAGCCGCCCCUUCAGCCUCCCCUCCAGCCUCCACACCAGCCUCCCCCACAGCAUCAGCCUCCCCCUCAGCAUCAGCCACAGCAGCACCAGCAUCAUCAUCACCUUUCUGCUCCUCCCCCUCCUCUGAUGCCCAUGUCUCAGCCGCAGUUCAGGCCGCAUGUACAGACUGCCCAGCCACAGCCCAGCAGCAGUCGGAUGCAGUGUACCCCACAUCAGGGGCUCCGGCAUAAUGCAGCAUCUCAGAAUAUAAGCAAACGGCCCAUGCAGCAGAUGCAACCCACUGCUCCCAGAAACAGUAAUCUUCGUGAACUCCCCAUAGCACCUUCACAUGUUUUGGAAAUGAGUGGUAAUCGAUGCUCCUCUACACCUGUUGCUCAGGUGAAGUCCAUUGUCAACACAUCCCCACCUUGUAGGGCUGUGGUGUCUUCCAGGAGCUCACAGGGAAAUACUGAUGCAAAAGCCAAGCCACUUAGUCCUGAAGCUCAACCUAAGGAAGAAGCAAAAACAGAAGCAGAGUUUCCUGAUGAAGAUGAAGAGACAAGGUUAUAUCGCUUAAAGAUAGAGGAGCAGAAGCGUCUGAGAGAAGAAAUCCUGAAGCAGAAGGAACUACGAAGGCAGCAGCAGGCUGGUGCCAGAAAGAAGGAGUUACUGGAAAGACUUGCGCAACAGCAGCAGCAGCACCAGCAGCAGCAGCAGCAGCAGCAGCAGCAGCAGCAGCAGCAGCAGCAGAUCUAUGGCUCGCAGACCUCCAUGGAGCAAGAAGAACUGGCAGCUACACCAUCACCUACCAAUGGUAACCCACUGUUGCCCUUUCCAGGGGCACAAUGCAGGCAGAAUGUGAAAACCAGACUUCUCGUUAAAAACCAAGACAUCACCACUGCUAGUGUUCAGCCCAAAGCAGUAAACUUUGUCCCAUCUGGUGCUAACGUGCAGCAUCAAGGGCAACACUUGAGACCAUUGAAGCAUCUGCGACAGCUGCCACACAAAGUCCUCCAGGUCAAACCUAUGGAUAUGGAGGAGACCCCCCACUCCCCACAGGCAGCCAGAGUGACAUCCCUUCAGGGCCGGCCUCAGGACACCAAGCCAGGGGUGAAGAGGACUGUCAUGCACAGGGCCAACAGUGGAGGUGGUGGAGACGGGCCACAUGUCAGCUCCAAGGUCAGGGUGAUUAAGUUGUCUGGAGGGCAGGGAGGAGAGAGCGAUGGUUUUUCUCACACAGAAGGCCAGCCCCAGCGGCUUCCACAGCCUCCGGACAUGAGACAGCAGCCUACCCGCAAGGUGACGCUGACCAAGGGGGUUCCUCAGCAGCCCCAGCACCUUCCUGUGGGGCCCCACAUGUACCCGGCUAUUCCUCCAGGGAUUAAAAGUAUCCAAGGGAUUCACCCAGCCAAGAAGGCCAUCAUGCAUGGGCGAGGACGAGGAGUGGCAGGUCCCAUGGGUCGGGGACGACUAAUGCCAAAUAAGCAGAACCUUCGAGUGGUGGAAUGCAAGCCACAGCCCUGUGUGGUGUCUGUGGAAGGUCUAUCCUCAUCCACCACUGAUGUCCAGCUGAAGAGUCUGCUGAUGUCCGUGGGCCCCAUCCAGAGUUUACAGAUGCUUCCCCAGCAGCGGAAAGCCAUAGCAAAGUUCAAGGAGCCAGCCCACGCACUAGCGUUUCAACAGAAAUUCCACAGGCACAUGAUUGAUCUGUCCCACAUAAAUGUGGCCCUGAUUGUGGAGUGAUCUUGAAUGGUAAUAUCUGACCUCAUGCUGCACACACUGUGGAAUUUCUUCAAGGAAGCUGUAGGUCGGUGCAGGAUCCCCAGAAGUGCAGGUCUCUCCAGUCUGCAGUUUGCCAACUUGUCUGCGUGCCAGCCAGCCACAGGGUGAUUCCAGAAGAGAGCUAUUUAAACUGGUGGACAUGGGAUUGGAGUCUGGUGUUAGAUUGUUUUGAAUUCUGUUGUCCACAAGAACUCUGUUCUCGUGUUCUUUUGUUUCCGAGUGCUUAUAAUGCAUGUAGACCUUGUUCUUCAUGAUCCUGCUAUGUGAUUGGUCACAGAGUUUUAGAUUCAGGAAAGAAUGUUACCAGCUCAAAUUUCGAGGAUUUUUUUUUUCCACAGCAAAGAAUAUUUGAUAAUGGUUGCACUUAUCUUCAGUACAGGCUAGAAAAGAGUUCUCAACCAGGCUUAACUGGAGUGGUCUCAGAAAGCCAUCAACAGGCUCUGGUAAAACGUAGGUAAAAAUGGUUGAUUAUGAUUGACACUCACCUGCCCUGGAAAGCCAGGGUGUGAGAUGGGUGUCUGGGAAUGGUGCCAUGGAAGUGGCGAUUCUGCUUCUUAUAAAUACCUCCAAAGUGCCACCUGUUUCAGCAGAAACGCUCAGAUUGCUAGCUAGGCAAGCACUGGGCACUCCAGAGCCAGUGGCUCUGCCACCCUGCAGGCAGCCCUCUUGGCCUAGUUUUCCUGGCAUAGGGUGAGGCACAGCUUGAAAGGUGGUCAGACCUGCUUGGGCUUCUUUGCUUUUCAAAUGUCCUAGCUCUGUAGUUUGUGCUGUCAUUGGUUUGAUUGUCUCACUGUCCUUCAGGGCUCUGAGUUUCCUUUGGGCUGCCUUUCUAUCACAUUUGUGAAGGAUGGAUUUCUCAGCAAGGCUGAUGCUGCCCAAGAUAAGUAUAUCUGUCCACAUUAGUCAUUUUAGUCGAUUCCAACAGGUGAGACUUGCUUUCUACAAACAUCCCUUAGAAGUCCAUGCUGGGCAGACAUUGAACACAGUGCCUUAUUAUGUUUCUCCCUUGAAUGCUUCAGUGUUUUGAGUCAUACUCUAGAAUGGACUGACACUAGGACACACUCAGGACUUUUUUAGUUGUAUUUUAUACCUGUGAUUUUAUCUCACAUAUCUUGGUAGGAUGGAGGAAGACAGAGGUCUGUUGUCAUCUACUGUCGCUGGGUAAUAAGGAGGGAGCUCUGGACUCAAAGCAGCUGGCUUCCACAGCUGAAGUUUUACAUUACGUUUUCAAUUAAGUUGCCAACGUUUUAACAACUGGAGAAUGGUAUUCCAGGCCCCAAGAAACUUUGCGUUAGGAUUGAUUCUGAGAUGACACUCUGUGCUGGCAAGGAGCAUUGGGGGACACAGUUGUUGUUUGGUAUCCAGGCAGUUGAGCUGAGGCAUUCAUAGGAUGUCUUAGAAGACAUUGUGGUAUGGUGCCACCUCUGACCACGAAGCCUCUUCCUCACGCCUGCUUGGUACACUAAGGGCCAGCCCUGCAGGGGCUGUACCCAGCUUGGCCUUAGCCCAUCCAAGUGCUGUCAACUGGUCUCCCACUGUCACUUCCACUCAUUUCAUUUGGACACAGGAAAUGUUGAUAGAUAUUUCGUUAAAUUGGUGAGUUUGGUAAUAUGUUAGCUCUCAUUGGACAAGAUAGACGCCAUGUAGGAGGUUGAGGGUUAGGACACAGUAAAAUGAAUUUAACAGUUUCGCUGCUUUCACAAAUAGUUUUGAGUGCUGGGUUCUUAAAACCCAAUUAUGCAUUUUUGUCUGAAGUAGGCACUGAAGCAUUGAAGUCAGGUAAGGAGACAUCCUCUUCGACACCACUGUUGGCCGAGGAGCUCAGGGCCACUUUGAGUGUGGUGAGAUACCCAGGAACACGUGUGCCCACAGCUGAAGUUUUACAUUACGUUUUCAAUUAAGUUGCCAACGUUUUAACAUCUGGCACACACAUGAGCCUACACACAUGAGCCAGUUUUUCCUUAUUGUAGUGUCCUGUGAGACAGACCAGCUCCAAGCACUGCUUAGAACAACUGCUCACUCUGACCUUGCUACACAUCCAUUUGGGGUGGACUAUCAGACCAGGCAAGCCAGUCCUAAAGGCUUCUGUGAAGGAAACCACAGAAAGUGAAAGAAGCAGAAUUAGAAAGAGCAUUCCCCACUUACAUUGUCCUUCUCACAGGGAAGUCAGACGGUGGAAGAUCUGCUGCAACCAUUAUCUCUGUUCUUUGUGUAUCAUGCAUUUAAAAUGAGAUGGAAAAGCAUUAGCAUACUGUGUAAAUAUGGACCUUUUCAGAUUAAAACGUUAAUGGAAAUGCUUUUAACUCAAACAGCAACAUCUUAGCUAUUUGUUAGUUCUCUUUUGUUGUCUUAUCAAAGUUUAAUGGAGACACUUUCAUAAUUGUUGUUGUGUGUACAUUUGAUUUUCAUAAAGAUGGUAGUAAGUCAA